AUGUCCGACACCCUGCAGCAGCUGUGGAGGUCGUGGGAGGGCCAAGAGCCGGCCUUCUACGAGCUGGCCUACGGCGCCUGGUCCGGCUGGCUCGUUCUCUACUUCGGGUGGUCGCUCCUCCUCCGUAUGGUGGCGCCCUCCCUUCAAGUGUCCGAGACCUGGCGGCUGGGCCUCGUCCACCUCCUCGGCGCCAGCUUCUACGUCGUGAACCACUACUUCGCCAAGGCGCCGUUCUAUCGCUGCCUCCUCUACGCCUACGCAUCCGUCUUCUUCGUCCUCUUCUACGUCAUUCUCGUUCUUCCCCUUUCGACACCACGAGUGGGGACACGUGUAGAAGAUGAAGAAGAAGUAGAAGAAGAAGGCGAUGAGGAGCAGAGCAGCAAGCGAAGCCUCAACCUGGCUCAGCAGCUGGUGGUGCUGGUGGUUGGUGGCGGCGGGUACACGGUGAGCUUCAUCGUGUGCGAGAACGUGGCCCGCCUACUUGGAACGGGCGCCUUCCUCGGGCACCAGAUCACCGCGGCACCGAUCCUGCCCGAGGCCCUCAUCCAAGUCGUCUCCGUCUUCAUGUCCGCCAUCAUCAUCGUCGUCUUCAACAACAGCAACAACACACCCGACGACAUCAAGAAAAAGAAGAAGAAGAUGAAGAAGAAGGGGUUUGUGCCUCUACAACAAGUGUAG
Acanthamoeba castellanii str. Neff is the source of this 678-nucleotide messenger RNA. RefSeq lists its product as uncharacterized. Bases 1 to 678 code for a protein of 225 amino acids. The record is from RefSeq and is a predicted model, not a curated record. Lineage: Eukaryota; Discosea; Longamoebia; Acanthamoebidae. The transcript is spliced from 2 exons.